Stegastes partitus (bicolor damselfish) is the source of this 1951-nucleotide messenger RNA. It is a transcript of the gene susd6, whose product is annotated as sushi domain containing 6. The transcript has 7 exons. The coding region runs from base 275 to 1450 and encodes 391 amino acids. Lineage: Eukaryota; Metazoa; Chordata; Actinopteri; Pomacentridae. Gene Ontology annotation, biological process: DNA damage response. The record is from RefSeq and is a predicted model, not a curated record.
CUGUAGAGUUCUCACAGCGAGUGUUUCCGCGCACCUAAAAUAAAGAGCUGGCGAGUCGAAGACAAGGAAACACCGAGCAGGACUUACGGAGCUACACGACGAAAACAUUGUAUUUUGUCAUCAUUUUUUUUUUUUUUUAAAUCACAUUCUGGUUUGGGUGUCUCCAUUUCCAUUUUAAUGCCUCGAAUGUGAAACGGAGAGAGGAGGGCUCGCUGCUGGUAACCUUUACGUUGGUUAAGCCGUAGAGGACUCUCCCUGGUUGUUGGAGGAAAAGAUGUGCGAUGGAAUGGUAGCGUUUCAGACGAGAGCUCCGUCCUCCUAUUUUUCAUCCUCUUCCUCUACCUCCUCCUCUCUAGCCCACAGGCUGGCUGCCUCCGCACUUCUCCUCCUCUUCGUCCUGCUCCCCCAUGGUCACGCAUCAGGUUGUGCGCGACCACCCGGCGUGCAGCACGGGGACCUGCUGAACCAGACCGAAUCCAACCGGGGAUCUUUUCCUCCUGGUGCCCUGCUAACAUAUGACUGUGAGCUCGGAUACACCGCAGAUGGACCAACCACCAUCAUCUGUACCAGUAAUGGAGUCUGGUCCCAUCCACCGCCACGCUGCAUCAGAAGCAAUGUGUGUUCACCCCCUACUGAACCAGAGAAUGGGGGCUACCGCUGUCACCCAUCUCCCUGCCACCGUCUCACCCAGAAGACAGUAAUCGAGUAUUUCUGUGAUGAGGGUUAUGCACUGAAGGGAGACUACAAGUUCCUCACCUGCCAAAACGGCGAGUGGGACGGUCCUAUGCAGAUCAGCUGCCGACUCACACAAGACAAGGAGCCAAGCUCUCCGCUGGGUAUACCAGCUCUGUCUAUUGUGGCAUCUACAGCUAGUUCUGUGGCACUCAUCCUGCUUUUAGUGGUGUUGUUUGUCCUUGUACAGCCAAAACUCAAGUCCUUCCAUCACAACAGGAGGGAGCAAGGAGUGUCAGGCCAGUCCAGCUCCAUCAUGGUGGAGGGUGUCCAGGUGACACUGCCCUCGUAUGAAGAGGCUGUAUAUGGAAGCAGUGGACCCUGUGGUGCUUCUGGUCCUCCUCUUUCUCCACCACCUCCUCCAGCUCCUCCAGAGUCUCGAGUCCCAAUCGUGCUUUCUGAGGGGCUUCCUCAGGGGGCCACAGGAGGCCAAGGCUCCAGCAGAACCCGCCACCACAGAGACUUAGACUUCUGUCUCCCAUCCACCUCCUCAUCCUUCUCCUCCCGCCAUCAUGCAGAGACGGUGCUGGUUCAUCAGGCCCCCUCUUCCUCUUCCUCCUCUUCUUCAUCAUCAUGGGCAAGAGAGCACCCUGGGGGUGCAUGCGCAGGCCCUCUCCCUCUCCGUAGAGACUCUGAGAGCAGCGACCAGCACAGUCUGCUUUCUGUCACCUCUACAGAUGAGUUUUCUGAUGAUAUUCCUCUGUUGAAGGAAGCAUGAAACCUGCUGACCUGCUAUCAGCAUCAGCAGCAUCGCCCCUCUGUGUCUAUCUCUCGCUGCUGUCCAGAACUGACUGUGGCUGUCAACCUAUUUCCCCCGACUAUCCCCCAGCAGCCAGCGGAGAAAAGACUAGAACUAUGCCCAUUUCCCAUUGCAACUUCCUCUGCCAUUGCUACCCAUGCAGAGCAAAGCCAACAACCAAUACAGCACCAUAAGCAAUGAUGGAGCACCACAGGACCUAGCUACUGGAUUAAACUGAAGACAAGGCAGACAAGGUGGUGCCAGCUCAACAUAAAUCCUGUAGAUCCUGUGUAUAUGAGUAAAAUGUACUGAGUCAAGGUUGUGUACUAUAGGCUAUGUAUUACCAUACACUUGCCUCUACCCAGGUGUAGUCUUCUAUAUUAACAUUGCUCACAGAGGCUUCUUUGGAGAAUGCUAUAGGAGUCUAGACACACUGACUCUGUCUGGGAUCACUGAAAAAGAAAAACAAACAAAAAAAAA